AUGGAAGAAGCAGUCGUCGUCCUGAAAGAUCACAAUGAAGAAGACGAAAAUAACAACAACGAUAAAGAGAAAUCCAGCUCUAAUGGCCCGGCGAAGGAGGUGUUCAACGUGGAAAUCUCUACGAUGCGGAUCUCAGACGGAAAGAGGCAGAAAAGAGAGAAGCAAAGACUGUGGCUAAAAAGACCAAUGACUGCGCGGUUGGUUUUUCAUGGAAAAAAUUCGGAAAGGAAAAUGGUUAUUUUGGAGGGAAGAGCCCCUGCACAAGCGACGAAAGACGGGACUCGCUUGGUAAAAGUCCGUCAGUCGACAAUCAGUACUCAUGACAUCGAUUUCGUGGAUGAAAAGAGGGAGGUCACGUGCCCGUGUCUACUCGGUCAGGAAGCACUUUUCGAAAUGGUCAACGAUCAAAACGAAGAUGAAGAUGGGACUAUCGCGCCGGGGACAAGGGUUGUCGCCAAUACUUUCUCUCCAGUAGCCUUUGGAGAGACAGCACUCGAAAGAAGUGGCGGCAGAUGGGCAGGAACGUGGGGCACGCAUGCGCUGCUUACUUCUGAAAGCUUUCUAGUACAAAUUCCAGAAGGCCUGUCCGAAUUCGCCGCUACUACGGCACAUACGAUGGCCUUGGCCUGGGCAGCAUGCAGGGACAUUUUGGAACGGGACGAGCCAGCUACAAUCGUCGUUCAAGGCGCCGGAUUACUUGGCCUUUACUGUUGCGCAAUACUCAGUCGCCAUGCGUUCAGUGUUUUCUGCACAGAAAAAUCGUCCAAGCGGUUGCGACUUGUUACUGAAUUUGGUGGGGUUCCACUACAUCCUAGUUUGGCUGGACCAAUUGAUUCAAAAGCGAGUACUGUGAUUGAAUGCUGUGGGGAUAGCCUAGCUCCGUCUCAGGCUUACAACUGGAUGGGCACUGGUUCACGCUACAUCAUAAUGGGUCUCUCUGGUUCAGCGGAGAAGAUUUCACUCAGUGGCGCGCAGAUAAUCAAAAAAGGGAUCACGCUUAUGGGAGUAGACCGCUACACUAACGAAGAUCUUGCCUCGGCGGUUGAAUUUUUAUCGCUGAAUCAAAGUCGAUACCCGUGGCAUAAAUUGGCAGGACCGAAUUUCGACCUGCAUGAGUGGGAAAGUGCAUUCAGGAAAUGGCAAAUGACUAACUUUGACUCGAGUGAAAAGAAAAGGAAAUGA
Messenger RNA from Oikopleura dioica, 1182 nucleotides. The record is from the annotation of a GenBank genome assembly. NCBI's taxonomy places the organism in Eukaryota, Metazoa, Chordata, Appendicularia, Copelata, Oikopleuridae.